CAAAUGUCUCGUUAGUCGGCUUUCGAAACGUGAAAUAGCUCGUUGAAAACGGAAGUCGAGCGAGAAGGAAGGUCAAUGCAACAGGUUGCAUUCACGGUCAAUCGUACAAGCUUGCCCAUCAUUUUCCACGCUCGGCUAUUUUCUUUCCGACCUCGACUCCUUUCUGCCUUCUUCUUACUACCCUCGCUUUUCCUACCUCGAUGUGGAACAACGUCCCACUUUGCCCGCUAACAACUCGAAACGCUUCUCUCUUCGGUUUCAUCGCAUGUGCCAGAGUUUCUCAAACGACCACGUAAUGAUCUGGGCAUCAUUGUCAUGGUCAUUUUUCCUAUUACCUUUCAAUAUGAUGGAACGGCACGGAAUACGAAAAUACAUAGCAGGUUCAAUUUGUAUGCGAACAACGAAGUUCCAUUAUUUUCGGUUUCAAUAGGUAGAGAAUGUUUCUUUUACUCGUUUAAAUUUCCCUUUUCUUUUCAUUCAAUUUUCAAUGAAUUUUUAUUCAACUUGGGAAAUCCUUCGAAAAUAGAUUGAGAAUCGCUGACCUUGUUAUGCAGCAUCGAUUUUACACAUACAUAAUAGCUGCAAAGUGCACGUGUUGAUAUGCGAAUACCGUAAGCAGGAGGACUAGAUUUCCGGUUUUGACGACAAAUUGGAUCUGUUUGUUGGUCGCAUGCGUGUGCCUCGUCGAAGCCAGGUACAAGAUCCGAAGACCACCAUUGCCCCCUCUCCAACCGGCAAAAUUAAUGUACAAAAAAGCCUGGCCAAUGACCCACAGAAUCUCCACAGGGAAUAUGAUGCAUAUCAAUGGGAACGUGCCAAAAAGAAUGGUUCCAAAACUUCCAAAUUACAGAAUUCGUCGACCACCCAUGUUCAGUAUGCCUCCCGUUAUUUGGAAGCAACAAAUGCCAAUGAGAGCCCCUUUGAACAACCACGCGGUUCUUCCGCAGCGUCCACCAGUGAAGGAGUUUCAUUCGGUGAAUAAAAUGCCGGAGUACAGUCCAGAGUACAGGCCGGAAGCCGCUGUCUUACCACCGACUCAUAGAGGCAGCGUUGACGAUGACAAAGGACCCAUUCAUACAAUUCCUGCGCCGAAUCUUAGUCCUAUGGACAAGCCUUUUAACGGUGAAAUGAAUGCCGAAGAAAUGGCUCAACGUCAGCAGACGACCGACGCUGCUUACAAAAUUAAUGCUCAUGUAGGUUCCAUACUGCAAAACUUUGACCUUGCCACCAUUGGCACCAGCUUGGCACCUCAGAAACCGGUGACCAGUCCUACGCCGACUCAGCAUCAAUACGAAGUUACCGAAACCAAUGGUGUCAGUCAGAAAGAAUAUCAAACGGUUCUACCAACGUUCAUACCACCGGAAUACGCAACGCUCUCUACGUUAAUUAAUCCCGAUUUCCAGUCUAACGAUGUCUUCUUGAAUAACCAUCCGGCGUCUAAUAUCGGUCUCAUUGGAACCAACAUUCAACUUGGACAACCUAAUCUACCAAUGCAAACGAAUCUUCACAGUUCCCUGCACGUUGGAUUCCCGGGUACCGCUGGCCAAACGCCAUACAUUAUAAAUCAACAGAUACCCGAUUUACACGUGGGUCAUCCGGCACCAGCUGGUCCCCCACUUUCGGCUACUCAACUUUAUGAUCUUCUAAACAGUUUCCCUCAAAAGAUACCUGAACAAUAUCAAGCAGGUCAACAACCACAGCUUCAACAACAUAUUCUUCAGCAACAACUCGGUCAAUUCUUCCAACCUACCGGAGUAACAGGUUUCUCCCAGCCCCAGAUGCAAUCGUUCAAUUACGACGAGCAGGAUAACAAGGAACAACAGCAACAACAACAACAGCAGCAGCAGCAGCAGCAGAUUUUAUUCAAUCCAGAAUACGUCGCUGAAAGAGUGAACACUAAUUAUAACGUUGAACAAGAAGUUUCUAUAGACGAUCAGGAGAAUAAUAAUCUACGUCAAGAUGAUGAGCUUGCUUAUAUUAACGAAGGGGCCGAGCAAUUAGAGAAUAACAUCGACUAUGAAGAUACUAAUACUCAGAAAGGUCAAACAACAUAUUUCAACAAAGUAUCAAACAACAAUGGUAUAUCUUCACAAUUUUAUACAACGCUACCGAAUCGCGAAGCAGCUGAAAAAUUAGCUGCUCUGGCUGCGGCUGGUAAUGUUAACAGUCAACUGAUCGGACAACUUAGGAAACAACAGCAACAACAUGAAAAUAUGCAGAACGAGGAGGCUAUGCCUCCGAAUCACAAGAAUGAAGAUUACGAUCAGACUUAUCAAGACAGGACGCAUAACAGACAGAAACAUAGACAAAGUCAACAGGAACAGGAACAACAAUUGCAGAAGUACGAAGAACAACAGAAGGAAUACGAAAGACAACAGGAACAACAUCGUCAAAGACAGAGCGCCGUGUACAGUAAUAAACGACCCCUGAGAAUCAUGGUACCAGAUGAGAAUGAUUAUAAUAACGAAUCUCAGAAUAAUCAGUCGAAGGAGAACACUGAAGUUGAAUAUGAAUAUGAAAAUGAUGAAGCUGAUGCUUUGAAUUCGCAAUCUAAUUCGUCGUAUGAUGGGAGAAAUUACGAACAAUCAAACGCGGAAUUUGGCUCGCGUUUGAGUCCAAAGAAUGGAGCAUAAUUAUUGGCUGAAGAGUAUCUUGUACAUAACGUUGAACGCGAAUAUUUAUUGCAAUUUUAAUUUUUCGAUUA
Messenger RNA from Osmia lignaria (orchard mason bee), 2704 nucleotides. The record is from RefSeq and is a predicted model, not a curated record. Lineage: Eukaryota; Metazoa; Arthropoda; Insecta; Hymenoptera; Megachilidae.